Xyrichtys novacula (pearly razorfish) is the source of this 4140-nucleotide messenger RNA. The record is from the annotation of a GenBank genome assembly. Lineage: Eukaryota; Metazoa; Chordata; Actinopteri; Labriformes; Labridae.
AUGAGAAAGAAAUGUGGGGACAAAAGCUUAAAAUAUUUAAAUGUCUGGACCACUGAGUUUGGAUUCCCAACAGGGGGAUCCCUCAGUUUAAAUAACAUAUCAAAACUAGAAGAAAAACUGAAAGCAAAAGAACAAAAAAUUAGAACAAAAAAUGAAGUGUCUGUAAGAAAAUUAGAACUCAUUAAAGGUCAAAAAGAAUGUUUACAGAUGUGGAAAACUGAAGCAGAGAUACGAAAUACAAAGUUAAUGCAAAAACGACUACCCUUUUCAUGCGAAAAGGUUGAAACGAUUGAGAAGCUAGAUUUACAUAAACAAAGAACAAAGAACUUGCAGAUCUCUUCUUCUUUGUUUCCACAGUUGGCGGCUCUGAAACUGGAUCCAGACCUUGACGGCAAACCCCCUUCCCAUCCUUCAGCACCACCACCAUACAACUCUGCAACACCCAGCGAGAGAAGAGAAGCAGACUUCAUCAGGCCACAACUACGAGCAAGCUCAGAAACAGCUCGUUCUGAAACGCCUGGUCUAUCACAAGACUCUACAACCAACACCCCUUCUCCAAUUGCACACAGACCACGGCAAUCCAAUAAAGACACAACCUUCAACAUGCCUAUGGUUGAAGUAUCUGGACCACAAGGCGCAACUUUGGUUUUUCUUCCUCUGAGGACAUCACAGCUGCUUCACAUCAUCUGCUCAACCCCACAGCAUCAAGAACAUGGACAUCGCUACCCUGGCCGUAGAGAAAAAGGACGUGGCCAUUAUAAAAACUGGGAGAGAAAAAAGGAUGUCUGUUUCCUGUGUGGCCAAUUGGAGGCAUUGUCCCAAAAACACCUCAUCAGACGCAAUAAACAUUCAGACUGACGUUGGUUGGGGGUUGUCUGAGAGGAAUGGACUCCUGGACGAGCCGAACCAACUUGUGAAGAGGGAAGAAGGUACUGCAUCACACUCACACACACAUGCCCAUCACAUCAAUUCACAAUCCAUAGAGAGCUCCAAUACACAUGAGAUUGUUUUAACAUAUGUUCAGUACACAUCUGAUCAGUUUAAGGAGUUUCGAUUAUCAUCACAGAACAACACAGUGUAUUCUUAGUCGAUUUAGUUUUAGUCUAAGUCAUGUAUACUCUAUUGGUUCAUCAGGGAGAACAUUAUUGUCCCACUGUGGGUCAUGUUCAAGCUUCAAACACGCAUUUUUGCUCUCUGAAGUCUGCCCUAUUAACCUGAUGGGCAGGGACUUGAUAUGCAAAUUGAGCCUUUGUCUAAUCUCAACCCCAGAAGGUGUCAAAGUCUGCAGACUACCUGAUCUGCUCACACACACGCCCAUCACAUCAAUUCACAAUCCAUAGAGAGCUCAGACAAUACACAUGAGAUUGUUUUAACAUAUGUUCAGUACACAUCUGAUCAGUUUAAGGAGUUUCCAGAACAAAUGAUUAUCAUCACAGAACAACACAGUGUAUUCUUAGUCGAUUUAGUUUUAGUCUAAGUCAUGUAUACUCUAUUGGUUCAUCAGGUCAAACAUUUAAAGAGAACAUUAUUGUCCCACUCAAAUGUGGGUCAUGUUCAAGCUUCAAACACGCAUUUUUGCUCUCUGAAGUCUGCCCUAUUAACCUGAUGGGCAGGGACUUGAUAUGCAAAUUGAGCCUUUGUCUAAUCUCAACCCCAGAAGGUGUCAAAGUCUGCAGACUACCUGAUCUGCCACCAAACUUUUCACACUCCUUUGUCUGCCACACCCUAAACCUAAAUUAUGCAUAUCAAUGGAUAUUGAAACCAUCAACCUUUUCUGAGUUUUUCUCAGCUAGGAAAACAAUUUCCACAGCUGCAAAGAUUUUAUGGCACCAGAGGAUCUGCAUUGCACCUCUCAUGUGUCACCCGGACCUGAUGAGCCAUACGAGGAAUGUUGGUUAAAGAUGAGAUUUGAAGAACUCACACUGACACAUAUUUAUUGGGCACGACACAAAUGUGCUAUAUUAGUCUCCCUCACACCAGCUCAAAGUAACAUGUACACCAUGGACCAUUCGGUCCCAUAGAUCCCAUAGAUGACUGGGAAGAUUUGGGCCCAUUUAUAAUAGCAUUAAACAUCUGAUCGAUCCACCCUUUUGUUUUUUGUUUGUUCGUUUAUUGUUUGUUUGUUUUUUGUUUGUUUGUUUGUUUUUACAGACACUGCAGUGCUACUCAAAACGUUUAACAUCUGUUGUGCACACUCAGAGAAUAAUCCAGCUGGUACCUGAAAGCACUUCUAUAACCUUUUUCUUGUUUGUCCAUAGAACAAACUGAACCUAUCACAGCCCUGCAACAAGUCCCUAAGACACUGUGGGCUUUUGAUAAAUAUGAUGUUGGCCUCAUCAAAGAUUUAGACCUGUUAUCAUUACUCCAAAAAUCAGACUUCAAACUUUGCAAGACUUGAGAUCCAUUUAAACAAGAAGCCACCGAUGGCAUAACACCAGGUUUUUGACUCCCUGAGAGCAGCAGGAGUAAUUGUUCCCUGUAACGACUCUCCAGUGCGCACGCCUUUGUUCCUUGUUAAGAAAAUCAGAGACAAAGAUCAACAUACAGAAUGCCGUUUUGUUCAGGAUCUGCAAGCAGUAAAUGCAGCAGUCCAACCCAGAGCUCCAAAUAUUCACCAGACCGUUAACUCAAACGAUGAAUGAAAAACAUGAAUACAUGGCUUCUGUUUUGUUGCAGGCUACAGGAACAAGCUACACCCUGUAGCUUAUUUUACCUUAAAACUGGAUCCUGUAGCAGCAGGACUCCCAAGAUGCCUUAAAGCCGUGGCUGCAGCUGAGAAGGCAGUUAUGGUCUCCCAAGAUAUUGUGUGCUAUUCUGAUGUUACUGACACAUGCUGUGUCUUUGAUUUUACUUGAACAAAAAACUUCUAAUUUCUCCACAGCACGAUGGCUACAAUACAACACAAUCCUUCUAGAAAUGUCUAACAUCACUGUCAAAAGAUGCAAUGUUUUAAACCCUUCCACUCUUCUCCCCACACCAGACGAUGAAGAACAACAUAACUGUGUUGCUAUCCUCCAACAGGUUCGCUCCCCAAGACCAGACCUACAAGAAACACAUUUAACAAACCCUUAUUUGGUUCUUUUUGUAGAUGGAUCUGCCUCACGCAACCCACAAACUGGUCGCAACAUAGGCGGCUUUGCUGUUGUUGCUAACUUUUGCUCCUGGAAUCAUCUGCUGUUUGUAAAUGUCUUUCUCACCCUAACAACUCAAACCCUGUCUCUCUAGGAAAUGCUAGAGCUGAUGCCGCUGCAAAACAAAAUCGCACUCCAGCCACCUAUCACUGAUCCUUUAUUGGUAUUGAUUCCUUUCACUGUUCCCACCUCUAUCACAGCAAUGCAAUCUUUUGCCACAGGAAAAGGCGCUGUGGACACGCUGUAGUGCCACACAAAACGAUGCAGUAUAACGAGGACCCGAUAAUAAACCUUGCAUACCUAAACACUUCUUUCCUCAUUCUGCAAAAUUGACACAUAGGUUGGACCAUGUGUCAAAAGGGGGAAUGUUGGGUGCCAUAACCCAACACUGGUUCACUAAAGGAUCUUCAGUUCAUGCGCAGAAGUUUUGUCAAUUGUGUAUGGUUUGUGCAACGCAAAACGCAGGUAAAACCAAAACAAUCACACACGCUGCUCACCCACCACCAGACAGACCGUUCAAACACUUAAUGAUGGAUUUCAUAGAGCUAUCACCUAGUGGUAGCAAAGGCUCUGUGAACAGAAAUAACUCCCAGAUGGGAAAUACCAACUGAACAACGAUAAUGGCUCUCAUUUUUCGGAAAAUUCUGCAAUAACCCAAAUCAGUGAAUUUCUUGCCAUUGACCUCAGACAACAUUGCACAUAUCACCCUGCCAGUGGGGGUGCUGUCGAACGAGAGAAUGGCACUCUGAAAUCAAAAUUGGCCAAAUGUUGCGACGAAACCGGACUGCCAUGGACAAAAAAGCUCUGUUGAUUGUUAUAAUGGAUAUGAUAAUCAAGAAAAGAUCCAGAGUUAACAGGAGUCCCUGUAAAAUUCUUUUUGGCAGACCUCUGUCCCUUGGAGUGGAGCCUGUAACCAGGCCACUCCCCUCCACUGGCCUAUGUCAGGAUGACAUGCUACAAUAUUGCAAGAGCUUAUUCCGCACUCUCUCUCAAAUCUCCCAGCAGGUGA